This is a messenger RNA of Strongylocentrotus purpuratus (purple sea urchin), 1112 nucleotides long. RefSeq lists its product as uncharacterized. The record is from RefSeq and is a predicted model, not a curated record. The transcript is spliced from 6 exons. NCBI's taxonomy places the organism in Eukaryota, Metazoa, Echinodermata, Echinoidea, Camarodonta, Strongylocentrotidae. Bases 1 to 1035 code for a protein of 344 amino acids.
AUGCCCUGCACAUCAUUCCUUUGCAGUGUUUUGGUCGCUCCCGUCAAGAAUGAGAACGAGGAGAUCAUCAUGUGCAUCCUCAACUUUGAGGACAUCAGCGAAAACAAGUACGCCAGCACGCCAGAAGAAACCGCCACGCCGGCUGCGGCUGAAAAUAAUAGCGUCGGUUACAAGUGGAGGAGAGGGAGAAACAAGCUCAAAAUAGCAAUGUCUCUUCAGCGAUCUAUGAAUUCCCCUAGUCAAAACCAAGACAACCAUCGGACUUUCCGGCUCAAGCUUCCACAGAUCUACCGCCAGCGGGACAACAACAACCAGCAGUCAGCCCCGCCAGAGGGAGAUGGAGAAAGGAGCAAGUUGAAGGACAGUCAGGAGGGUGCCCUCAACGGGGUCAGCAGCCAGGGGGCGGGGUCAUCGUCGACGGCGACCACGGAACCGGAGAGUUCCAUGCCGCUGCUGAGUCUGAAGGAGGUUCCCUCCAACAACGACUUGCCGACGUCGUCGACCCAGUCAACGAAGUCGGUGCAUUCGGAUUCGUUUUCUGGGGGCGCUGGGGAUCUGCAUAGCACAGAUUCUCUUCACUUGAGAAGAGAAUGCUCAUUACGUGACGCAAACGAACACGAGACGAGCCUAUCCGUGCACAACACCUUCCCCCGACACACCCCACUGGCCAAGACGUGGUCCAAUCAGACGGCUCGGAGCGGAGUCAGCAUCCGACGGGCAUCGUCCCUAGAGACCACAGAGAGCAUCUCGACAAGAAAGAUGCGCAACUCCUACCUAAGUGACCUUGGAAACUUUGCAAAGAACCUACCCUCAGCAGCAUCGGACUCUGAUUUGGCGAGAUAUCGAGUGCUGCGCAAGGAACUAUCAACUCACAGCCUCCGGAGCUUGGAUGAACAUCCCUUAGACAGUGGCCUUCAUGCAGAUGAUCGGAGGGACUCCAGCUCAUCGGCAGUCACCAAGAAGAUUCUGAAACCGGUCCGAGAUGCAACACAGGUCGUUGGCAACAGAGUGACGCAGGUUAGUUGGUAUGGAUGAAUGAAUGCUGGGGCACUGGGCAAGGUUUUGGGUGUGGUGGUUGGUGGAGAUUGGUAGAGUUGGUUCGAGAUGCCACU